Messenger RNA from Lymnaea stagnalis (great pond snail), 6634 nucleotides. NCBI's taxonomy places the organism in Eukaryota, Metazoa, Mollusca, Gastropoda, Lymnaeidae. The record is from the annotation of a GenBank genome assembly.
GAUUGAUCAAGUUUACAGUUCAGUGUUCGUAAGAAGCUAAACGGUUUCAGGUUAUAAAAGGUCAUCCAAUCCUUAGACUUGCCAUCCUGAGACCUGCAAUAUAAGGUUGCAGUUGCAUCUUUGUGAUUGAGCCGUGAACAUGACGUCAAACAAAGACGUUAACAUCAUUAGGUGCGCCUUAAUAGUUGCGGUACUCAUGCUUAAACAUUGUUGUAAGUAUACGUAAAAAAUGUUGACGUCACAAAAACGAAUUUAUUAAUGUAUGUUUCUUAAACAUUAAACUUAGACAAAUACUUUCAUAGAAUAUUUUUUAACGACCUGUUUUAAGUUAAAAAAUCAUGAUACAGAAACAAUUUAAUAAAGUUUUUUUUUUUUUUUUGUUGGAAAGAUGUGACAAAAAGUUGCGACAUUUUCUAUUAUCUAUCAACACAAAUGUUAUAUCUAUGUUUUGCUAGAUUUGUUUUUAAAAAAAUAACCAACAUGCUCUUAAAACCCUUAUAUUAACUUGGCGGGCUGGGUGGCAGACUGGCAAAAUCUGCAGACGACUAAUAGGCCACCUUCCUAUCAUCAUAUCGAGACACUUUGCCGAUGACAACACAUUCCCUCCAAUUUUCAUCCCCAUUCCCAAGCCCAUGAAAAUGGGUUUUUCCUGUUUUUAUAGUUGAAGAUGAACGAAAUAUGAUUUCGCAAAUAAAAUUCCUUAUAAUAAUUGCUCUAAAGUACGUUUGGUGCGUGAUAUGACCGUCAAUUGACCAACUUCACAUCCAUCUAUCGAGCUGAAACGUGACACGCAAGCUCGUUCCCGAUGAUAUCACAUUCUAUCAAGUUUUGAGCCCUACCUGCAACACAACUCCAAAAGCCAGUUUUGACUUGUUUAUGGGAAAGAUGAAGGAAAUAUGAUGACGUUGAAUUCACGCAGUAAAAUUCCCGAAGACUGCGCUAAAUGAUAUUCUUUUGAAAAAAUAUGUUGCAAGUGCAUUUGGUGCGUUAUAUUUUAUUUUGUUUCUCUGAAAGUGUUGGUGAAAUAAACUUGCUGUGUCAAAGCAGGUGGGUCAUUAGAACAUCAAUAAAGUUAAGGGGUGUGAAAAAAAAUUGCAUGUGUGAGCUUUAUGGGGGCUGGGGUGGAUCACUAAUUUGAAUUGUUAUAAAGUGGGUUAAUUGUAUGUAUGUUUUGUCACAUUUUCAGCUUCCCUCCCAUUGUUUUAUUUUACAUUUUAUAAAUAAUUUAUACGAUUCUUAUAGCUGUUUAUUUAAUAAUUAUAAUAAGCAAAAAUUAUUUAUUUUUUUGCGCUCCUUUUUAAAAAAAAGUUUGUUUGAUGCUCAAUGAAGGCAUGGGAGUUUUAUUGUGGGUGCCUAUUGAAAAGUUCCUAACAUGAUGAUAUUGGUUUUGCUUAAGUUUCUAAUAAACUAAGCUAAUAUAAGAAUUUUAAUGUGAUAUUUUUCUUUAUAAUACUUUAAAACUAUUUGAUUUGUAACCGCCUCUAUGCUGCGAUAGAACAAUACAUUGGUACACACAACUUAACUUCUUUAAAGAAAGUGAACCCAUUGUGAAUAGAACGCAUCACUAGAUGUUCAGUCUACAAAGCAUACAUUUAGCACUAUGGAUUGUACUUAACAAGGUUGGAUUUUCGCUUGUACCCACUGAAUAUAAACGAAAGAAUAAAUAUAAAAUGAUACCUUUACAUUUGAGUUUUAUAUGUAUUGAUAUAACCUCUAAAACUUUGAAAAGGUGAGCUUCGCCUAUAAAUAUUUACGUAUUGUCUUAGAUAUGCAUAAUGCAUUUUAAUUAGGUUAAAAUUUCACUUAUAAAUGUAAUAAUUUGUUGACUAAUUAAAAAAUUCAACCAAACAUUUAAAAAAUAUUCUAAAACAAAAAGGUUUGGCAGUCGAGGAAUGUGUAACGAGUGAUUAUUGCACAUCGUCUACAUUUUCCGGCUACUGUGCUAUUCAUGGAAAAUGCAAAUGUGUCGUUGGAUUAUCAGCUAACUCCGAUGGAAAUGCUUGUGAACGUAAGUUAAAAAUAAUUGGAUAAUUUUUAAAGAUAUCUUUCUUGUAGAAAAUUUCUUUCGUAGAGCUGAUGUAAAUUAUAUCAAAAUGAGUUAACUAAGUUUAAUUUUGCAUGAUUCUCCUUAAACCAUUUUAUGAUGUUUCCUAGAAAACGCUCUUAAAAUAUUUCAAAUUUUUUUUUAAUGCUUAGUUUUUGCGCUUAUAUUAUCUUUGAAAUAAAAUGUUAUUUAUUUAUGAUUGUUUUUAAAAAUGUAAAAGACUUAAAAAGUUAAGCAGCCCUUUAGACAUAUUGAAACAUCAAUGCGUCGUUUUGGCACAACAGCUUAUAACCUUACCACACCAUGUCUGUCAGCUCAGACCUCACUGGUGCAUUUCUUUUCCAUGCUUGGAUUCCCAGCUACUGCAGAUCGCUCUCCACAUCAUUCAUCUAUCUAAGAUUAGAUAUGCCUUUGAGAAGUUUACAGUUGGGGUUUUGGUGAUGUACCCUCUUUACGCCUCUGUCAUUUGGCAUUCUUUUCAAGUGUCCAACCUAGUGUAGCCUGCACUUAUUUUUUAUUUCUUCUUCUAGUGUGUGAUCCUGAUCAAGUCUAUACAAUUCCUGAUUGGUUCGUAUUCUCUAUCCAUAUUCCUCUUCUGCUGGUCUGUAUUUUUUCCGGAGAAUUUUCCUCUCCCUUGUGUUCGAUAGGUUUUUGCCUUUUUUGUUAUUGUAAAAGUUUCAAUAGAGUAUGUUACAACUGGACUGAUUACAGUUUUAAAUAUAAUUUUCUAUGUUUUUCUUGCAAUUUUUUAAACUUUUGAUUAUUUUCUGAAUUCUUAAGUAAUCCCUACUUCCCAUGAAUAUUCUUUCUUUUAUUUCUGUUAGUUAUUCUAUUCAUUCCUGAAUUUUCAUAAAACUCCUAGAUAUUUUAAUGAUUUACUUUUUUAAAAGUGUGGUUUCUAAAUUGAUGGUUGUCUGUUCUUCUCUUAUGAAUUGCGGUGAUUGUUUCGGUUCUUAACUUCCAGCCCUGCUUGUAGUGAUGUGUCUUCUAAAUGAAUACGACUUUUAAUAUACUGUUGAUACUUUACUAAACAAUCAUAUGUAAUCAGCAUAUGCAAAAUACUGAUGGGGUUGAUUGUAGAGAUUAUAUUUUGGUAGUGAAUCUUGGGUCUCCUUCAGAAAGGAUCCUUCUAUUCUUACUCGAGUGUCAAUAUGUAUGCUUCUUAUAAAUCCCUCUAAAGUAAGGAUAAAUAGGAUACAAAACACCGAGUCUCCUUGUCGUAGGGCUCAUUUAAUCUAAAAUUUCAUUUAAUAUUCUCUUUGAACCUUCCUUUUCCUUUUUGGUUAAGUGUAUCAGUCUUGUCAGCUUGUUGAGUAUGCAACACUUCUGCAGUUUCAUAUAGAUAUUUUCCUUUGAUGUUGUCAUAUGUCAUUUUAUAGUUUACACAGUGUUGAUGUUCUGGGAUAAUAUUUUCGCAUCAUUUAUCCAAAGGUAAUAGGCAUCUGAUGAGGAAAAUCUCAUCAGUCGUUGAUAUAUUUUGUCUGCAUCUACAUUGGUAGUCUUCUAGUGUUUGUUUAUUGUACGGUUGUUGUUUUUUGGCAAUUAGUUUCGUCAGCACUUUGCAUAUUACAUUUAAUAAAUGCACGCAUCAAAAUUUUAUUGGAUACUCAAUCUUAUACAGUUUUGUCGAGAAAUAGCUGCAUUGUCAAUAUUCAAUCCAAUUAAGUACAGGUAAUUUUACUCUAUAAAAAAAAAAGUAAUAUUUUCAGUACUGAAGAAUGUAAAUUAAAUAAAUGUGAACAGUAUACGUUUUACAAAAACGAAACGGGACUUGUUAAAUACAAUAACAGUUAUAGAAUCUAGAUACAUGGCAAAGUUUACAGAUACCAAUCGACAUACAAGACGUUUUGCCAGGGCACUCUUCAGAACGCGUUUGUGGUUUUAUUUAUAUACACCAUUAGUAAUAACAUUUAAGAGGGUAGAUGAAAGGUAUGACAAUGAUAGUAAAACUAGCCAAGGAUAAUAACAAUCUUGCUAUUCUUUAAUAUUACAAUUGUUUAUUACAGUAUUGUUAAUUUUUAUUUGCGUUAACUCGCAAUAUAAUAUCUUUUGGCAUUUCUGAAAUAUGCGUGAGAAUAGAAAACGUUUUGACAACAAAAUACAAAUAGGGCGUCUCCGUUGGCACCAACGAUCGCUUACACAAUAUUGGUCAAGUUUACACCACCGUGGUCGUAGGAAACUAAACGGUUUCAGGUUAUAAAAUGUCAUUCAAUCCUUAGACUUGCCAUCCUGAGACCUGCAAUAUAAGGUUGUAGUUGUAUCUUUGUGAUCGAGCCGUGAGCAUGAUGUUAAACAAAAAUAUCAACAUGAUCAGAUCUGUUAAUUUUUUUAAAAAUGUGUGUUUAUAAAAGUUAGAAAUCUUUUAGAGAUAUUGUUAAAAUAAUGUGUUUAUUUUUUUUAAAGUUAAUUUAUUUUAGAAUUAUCUUAUUCAUAGUAUAAAAGAAUUAAUUGACGAGUAUGUCUAAUAGUUCCUUAUCAAUUAAUGCCGUUUAAAUAUAUCAAACCGUUCUUAAAGAGAUUCAAAAAACAUAUUUGGUUUAUUUACCAUUUUUUUCCUUGGGUUAUGACAUGUGAAACUCUUACACAAAUACACAAUAAGAAAGAGUUCUUCUAAGUAUAAAAUAAUAUUUCGCCAUCAGAUCUAAGUAAAAACAGGUUAUAUCAUUAAUAUAUGACUUUGCAAGCUUAGCAAAAGAAAUUAAAAAUAAUUUUAAGGGUGUAACUUGCUACACUGCUACUUUUGGCCUUGUCAUACUGUUAUCCAUUAUUCUACUGCUACACUGCAGAAUACUACUACUACUUCAAAAGUAUAUAACCUUCUAAAGAUCCCUUCACUAUAUUUAUAUUCAAUUCCGUAUACAGCCACAUUAACCCUUUAUUAACAGAGUACAUCCACAUACAACACAUUCUGGGAUAUAUUAAUACAUUACGAUUCUAAUUACUGUUUAUUUGUAUGGUACCAGCCUCAAUUUUGACUAGUUUUACGUUUCUAUAUUAAUUAGCCAAUUACUUAAUUGGUUAAAGUUAUAAUCAAAACACAUUUUCAUCAAACAUUGUGCAAAUGGGAAUUUUGAUGAGGAAAUUCAAAGUAUUCCCUUUUUCCUGAAAAUACCAUUCAUGUGAGUUAAAUGAGUUUAAAAAUUAUGACAGUGUCUCAAAAUUUAAAGAUAUCAAAAGCGCCUAUGAAAUUUGACUAUAUUUUUAUAAUGAAUUACUGUAAAAUAGUUUAAUAAUAUUUUCCGAAAAAAUUGUUAAAAUUAUUCUCAGUUUAUCAAUUAAAUAAAACAUUAAAGAUGUUGCAUAAGUUAACAUGUCAUUCCUCUUUUCAAACUUUAAAGAGAAAAAAAGUAAUAAGUGUCACUCCAAUUUUGAAAGUAGAUUGAUGGGCGUUGAAAAUAUAACCAGAUAACAUUGGGUAAUGUCUUUUAGCUUCAACUAGGCUUGCCAUAUCUACCUGGGACCUUGUCGAGACACUCUGAGACGCGGGUGUACAAUUGAAUAAAAAAUAUAUUUAAUAUAAUUACAUAUCAGGUCCAUAACAAUGAAGCCCCGAUAUCUCGGGACGGAUGGUAACCCUAGCUUCUACUUAACUACAGAAUCAAAUUAUUGUUCAGUUGUGAUGACUUUAAUUUAAAUAAAUUGACGAACUCCCAUUUUUGUUUAAGUAAAAGCCCCAACCAUAACGGGUGUAACAGAGAACCAAGAAUUGGUCAAGCAACAAAGUUACAGCCUGGUGUGCAAGCCAUUUUUGGAAGGACCUUCUUAUACAUUCAGAUGGUUCAAGUAGGUUUUUUGUUACAAAUUAACAUUCAAGAAUUUUAAUAAUAUAAAGAGUUUGAGUUCGGAACAAUUAAUAGAGGAAAUUUAAGAGUGAGACAUACUUUGAAUCAUUUGACAUCCACAUUUUAAUCAACAUUGAUCGGAUGUGUUCAUUUUGUCUAUGAAACUUAUUAAAAUAAAAAAAAAUAUUUUUUUUUAAAAUCUGAUUAAUAAGAUAAGCCAAUCAUAUUGCUUUUAAAUGACUUGAGAAAUCCUCUAAAAUUAUACCUACGAAACAAAGAGACAAAGUACAAAGAGAUCAAAUACAGGAGACGUAAUACAUUGCCAUGUUAUUUAUUUACAUUCUAACAUUACAAAUACAAACGUUUUGUUUGACCCAUGGCUAUUCAUAGAUAUUGUUAACAAUGCUUAAUUGAUCGUAACAUGAGAACGUUUUAAUCUUCGGGACUUAUAAGGUAAAUGUUAAAAGUACAUUCCAUUUGAAUGGUAAAGAAUAUAAAACUAUUUUUCCUUGACAUUAAUUUAAUAUUUAAUGUUAAAAAUCUUUCUGUCUAUAUAUAUAUAUCUAUAUCUAUAUAUAUAUUAUAUAUAUAUAUUUAUUUAUUUAUAUGUAUAUUUAUUUUUAAAUGUAUACUUUAAAACUUCAGAGACUCUGGUACUAUACCCAUUGCUACUAGCGAUACAUAUUCAAUAUCUAGUGCCAAGGACACAGAUGGUGGAACCUACAAAUGCUCAGUUACACUUAACGCACUUGCCCAUGCCUCUCCUGUCGGCAGCGUUGAAAUUCACCUCAAGAUUUCCGGUAAGUAG